UUCAGCUUCAGGCGCGCACCGUGUGGGUCUUCCGCGCUUUUCAUUCUUUUAAACUCGACUUCAGCUUUGAUAUAUUUUAGACUGAGCAGUCAUUUCGGUGAGUGAGGAUGAGUUACGGCAGGCCUCCGCCCGAUGUAGAGGGCAUGACCUCGCUUAAAGUGGACAAUCUGACCUACCGCACCACCCCGGAGACCCUGCGCCGCGUGUUCGAGAAGUACGGCCGGGUCGGAGAUGUGUACAUCCCGAGAGAUCGCUACACCAAAGAGAGCCGCGGGUUCGCCUUCGUCCGCUUCCACGAUAAGAGAGACGCCGAGGACGCGAUGGACGCCAUGGACGGAGCGCUCCUCGACGGCAGGGAGCUGCGGGUGCAGAUGGCGCGGUACGGAAGGCCGCCGGACUCGCACUACGGGCGGCGUGGUGGGCCUCCGCGCAGAUACGGCGGGUACGGAGGAGGAGGAGGAGGACGCAGAAGCCGCAGCCGCAGUCCACGUCGCAGGAGGCACAGCCGUUCCCGAAGCAGGAGUCGCUCCCGAUCCCGCAGCAGGAGUCGCUACAGCCGAUCCAAAUCCAGGUCCUACUCUCGCUCCAAGAGCCGCACACCACGCCGGAGCAAGUCCAAAUCUGCAUCCAGGUCCCGCUCCAAGUCCAAGUCCAAAUCCCGCUCCAGGAGCCGCACUCCCCAGUCCAACAGAGGGUCUAAAUCCAAGUCAAGGUCCAGAUCUAGGAGCAGACCCAAGUCCCCCGAGGCUAACGGAACAGCCGAGGAGCCGUAAGCUAAGUCCAGCUGCUGAUUCCUGUUUGCAAAAGCGGAGUUUGGGGGCAGUUUGAGAGCAGUUAGUGUGUGGUCCGACCAUUGGCUGCCUGCUGCUGCUUGGCGGUUGCUAUGGAGCAGGUCGGUCUCAUUGAGUGUUGAGGUGGUUUUGAGAUUUCGGAUGAUUGAAUCUCCAGCGAGGAUUGCAGCGUAUGGAAAUUCCACCUGAGGAUUACUAAAUUCAACUGAUCAGACCAAAAGGCGCAGUUGCGCAGCAGUUGAGUUUUGCUGGUUAGCUGUUAAGGUGGCGUGUUGCAGUGCAGAGUGCUUGGCUGUUUCCAGUAUUCUCCUGAUUGCUCCCGUGUAACACCUUGAUUUUGAUGAUUUUUACACUGCAGCAGAUCAGCCUUUUGUAGAAUAACCUCGCCAGGUCCUUUUUCCUGCUAAUCGUUUGCUCGGCGGAUUAGUUAAUUUUCGCGGUGGGAGUUCGUGCACCAACCUAACAACUGCAGCAUUUAUUUGUGGAAAGAUACGCAACUGUAAGCUCCAUGUGAAUGCUAAUAAACUGUUGUUCUAAA
This is a messenger RNA of Trichomycterus rosablanca, 1329 nucleotides long. RefSeq names its product serine and arginine rich splicing factor 2a (gene srsf2a). Bases 108 to 773 code for a protein of 221 amino acids. Lineage: Eukaryota; Metazoa; Chordata; Actinopteri; Siluriformes; Trichomycteridae. The record is from RefSeq and is a predicted model, not a curated record. Gene Ontology annotation, molecular function: RNA binding. The transcript is spliced from 5 exons.